Messenger RNA from Eriocheir sinensis (Chinese mitten crab), 5905 nucleotides. Its product is annotated as protein amalgam-like. Bases 202 to 1479 code for a protein of 425 amino acids. The transcript is spliced from 11 exons. Lineage: Eukaryota; Metazoa; Arthropoda; Malacostraca; Decapoda; Varunidae. Gene Ontology annotation, cellular component: neuronal cell body; plasma membrane; axon. Gene Ontology annotation, biological process: synapse organization; homophilic cell-cell adhesion. The record is from RefSeq and is a predicted model, not a curated record. Gene Ontology annotation, molecular function: axon guidance receptor activity; protein binding.
GUCGGCUCUCAAGUGACCUAUGAUGACCGCUACGAGUACGAGGAUCUGCCCGGCGACGAGGUGACGGAGUACGAUGACGAGGAAUACACGCAGCCAGAUAUCACGCCUGUCUUCACCGCCACGGGGCAGCACUUCUCCGUGGAAACCGGCGGGGACAUUACCUUCCCCUGCCAAGUGGAGAACCAAGGUGAUCACGUCCUCAUGUUCAAACACAUUCAGCCGGACGGUGAGCAUCGCCUCCUCUUCGUGGGUGACAUGUUGCUUAAACAGUCCAUGAAGCUGAAGAAGGAAGGCAACUCGUUCAAGCUCAGCGGGGUUCGAAGGAGCCACGCGGGCCAGUACGUCUGCCGCAUCGAGACUUCGCCCGCUAUCGAGGUUGUGCAUACUCUCGACGUGCAGUACCCGGCCAAGGUGCGCCGCGUCAGCCCCGAGGUCCAACACGUGACGCAGGGAUCAAGCGUCAAACUGGAGUGCCGCGCGGACGGUAACCCUGCGGCCGCUAUCAGCUGGAGCAGGAAGCAAGGUCACCUCCCCUCCGGCUCCCAGUCCGAGGAGGGCCUGAGCAUCACCCUGGGGGACGUUGACCGGCACGUGGAGGGAACUUACAUCUGCACCGCCUCCAACGGCCUGGGCAAACCCUCCUCCGCCGAGAUGACCGUCCAGGUGGAGUACCCCCCGGAGAUCAACACGGAGCAGGCCAUCCUACACACGGGGGAGGGUGACGAGGCCAAGCUGGUGUGUAUCGUCCACGGUCGGCCCCCUCCCUCAGUCACCUGGUCACACAAGGGCAAGGUCGUCAGCCCCACCCGCCACGUCUCCUCCCACGACGGGGUGCACCGCCACACGCUGACCGUCAAGCAGGUGCAGAAAGACGACUUCGGGGAGUACACGUGUCUGGCGGAGUCCACCCUCGGCCGCACCAACAAGACGCUCAGGAUUACAGGGCUGCCCAGGACGCCGCGCCUCACCAGCAGCCCCGCCGGUGGUGAGAAGACCUCUUAUACUCUGACGUGGCAGACGGAGAGCCACACGCCCGUCAUAAUGUACAGGAUGCAAUACCGAAAGCGAGGGAACAACCUUAUGAGUCAGUCUACCGGGCAAUGGAUCAUCAGGCUUCUAUCCCCCAAUGGUCCCUCUGGCGGCCCUGCUGUUGCCCCGCUGUCCUCAGGCCCCGUGCAGUACAUGAGCCACGCUAUCACUGACCUCGAGCCUGCCACGGACUACGAGGCGAGGGUGGCCGUGGAGAAUGAGUUCGGGUGGUCUGGUGACUCUGAGAUCUUCCACUUCUACACAAGGAAAGAGCCCCCAACCACAACCACCACCACCACCUCCUCCACCUCCGCCCCCGCCUUGAUGUCUGAAGUGGCGUCUGGCUACCAAGAGGUGGCGGUGGGGCAGUCGGCCAGCGGGGGCGUGCGUGCGGGCGUGGGCGCGGGGGUGUUCACUACGCUGCUUCUUGCCCUCAUUCUCCUGUCCUAAGACCAGUGUGUGUAGAACUGAGGUACUUUUAGGGUUCCUUCUCGCAGGUAAGGAAGGAGACGCCAAACACACACCUACACACACACACACUCACAGGUAGGAAGGACAGGUGUGGGGGCCUCUAAUGGGAGAACGUGCCUCUUGUCCCGUCACCUCCUGUCCCUCCCUCAGACAGUAGCCAAGUAAGGUCAGUCAGUGUGCGAGGCGUGACGAAAAGUGAAAGCCGCGCAGUUGUAUAAAGGGAUGAGAUUCUACAAGUUCCGGUGUUUGUACUGUAAGGUGUUUAGGAGCCUUUUGUGUGUUUGUUUUUUUAUUUGGUCUUCAGCUCACGACUAGUAUUUAUAUAUUUUUUUUACAUUUAUAUAAUUUUCCGUUUUUUCUCUUUUUUUUUCAUUUUUCUCAAUUUUACUAUUAUUGCAAGUUUGCUUUCCCAUUUGUUUCUUUUGAUUCAUGUUAAGUUCCGGUGUUUUAGGUAUCUUAAAAUGUUUGGAAGUGUUUUUUUCUUCGCUUUGUUUUUUUAUUAUUUUUCAAAACUACAUAUUUUUUUUACUUUUCUCAAUUUUACUAUUAGUGCAAGUUCAAUUUCCCAUUUGUUUCUUUUGAUUCAUAUUAAGUUCCGGUGUUUUAGGUAUCUUAAAAUGAAUGGAAGUGUUUUUUUUUUUUUGUCGCUUCGUUUAUAUUUUUUUUAAACAGUAGAUAGCGUUUUUUAUUUCAUUUAUUUUGCGCACACUGUAGGUAGCGUGGUGAUUUUUUUUUAUAUAUAAUUCCUAUAAGUAUACUCCCUCAUUUAUCUUUGUGCCAUUUAUUUAUUUACUUUAUCUAUUUUCAUAAUUUAUUGCGUGGUAAUAAUAUGCUCAGCUAGUUCGAUAAUCUCAUGUACCUUUUAACUUUUUCGUCGAUUUUCAAUUUGUCAAAAUUUAUCUCAAAAGUUAUCCAAAAAGCAUAACACCUCGUUGUGCAUAAUUUCCACCAGUGUAACAAGAGUAAUCAUUUUAAUUAUUCAUUGUCUUCGUUAUUCCACGCACCAAAGACAACAAUUUUUUAUGUAUAAGUUUCCCAUACGUUAGUUAUUCCAAAAUUACGUGACAUUCUUUACAUAACUCCCAACAGUGUAACGAGGCAUCAUUUCAAUCCUUCAUAUAUCUUCUAAGUUAUUCCGCCGCCACAGACACAACGCAACUUCCAAGAUCAACAACGUUUGUCUCUUCUUCUGUGCAACGUUUAUUUCCAACAGUGUAACAAGGCAUCAUUUCAAUCCUUCUUAUUAUCUUCUAAGUUAUUCCGCCGCCACAGACACAACGCAGCUUCUAAGACCAACGUUUGUCUCCUCUUGUGUGUAACGUUUAUGUCCCGCGCAGACCAAUGAGGAGGCUGACAUGUGCACGUGAGAGUGUUUUAAGCUAAUCCUGUGUGUGUUUUGUACUCUGGAAACGACCACCGGCGGGCGUCUUUGUAAAGUUGUAUCUCGCCCGCCGCUGUGGUCCGUUCACGCUAACUUGGCGGACGAGCCCCUCCCUCUACCCUGUUUUUGAUUUUAGAGGUAUUUUUCAACGGGUCUUUUGUCAAGUUUUGCUCAGUUUUUCAGUUCUUCCGUAUCCUAUUUUUCCCCAUCUUUGUUUUCUUUUCUUCAUUCUUUCCACUUUUUCUCUAUUUUUCCAUUCUCUCAAUUUCCUCCCUCCCCCCCCCACACACACUUCCUUUCCCCUCUUCCAUUCCCUCCUUUUCCUCACUCCUUUCUCCCUCUCCUUCCUUCUAUUCUAUCCCUUUCCUCUCCCCUAUCCCCCUUUUUCCCUCCAUUUUCCUUCCCCUUUUUUCCCUUUUCUGAACCAUUUAUGUUUUCUGGGUUGUCACUUACCUGAAAAUCACUACUUAAUUGCCUCCACCUGUCUGUGUGCUGGAGGUAGGGAGGCUGGUCUUCUCCGCCAAGUUAGCGUGAACAGGGUCUUCUUCUAGGUAUCCCGUGUAGCGUUUGAGUUCAGAGGUGACACAGGUGCGUCGGAAGGUGAGGCGGCCUGUUGUUACCUCACCUGUGCCCACCUGUGUUCACCUGUGUUCCGUUAAUGAAGCUUCGUAUUCGUGGUCAUCAUGAACUAACUCACUGUACAAAUAAUGAACACCUUUUUUUUUUUUUAGGGGGGGGCCAGAAUUUUUGGGUGUAAUGUGUAAGUCCUUCAUAAGAUCAGGUGAGAGGAGGGAAGAAAGGAAUCGAGUUGUAGCACUUUUUUUUUACUACUUUUUAUUGGUCAACUUCACACACAAAAAAGUAAGAUUUUGUAUAGAAUUAACUCGUGAUAGAACUUAACUUUUGUCUUAUAUUUUCAUAAGUUUCACACACACAAAAAGCAAUAUUAUUUAUAGAACUAAACUUUUUGGUCACUUUCACAUCCCAAAAUUAAGAUUGCGUGUAGCAGUAAUUACUUUUCAAUUCUAUAUAUUUGUCAAUUUCACACAAAUUUUAAACUAUAAGAAUAAGUGAAAAGAAGAAAGGAAUCAAGUCUUUUAUAAAUUUUCUUGGUCAAUAUCACAACAACAAACAAAUAAGAUUGUGUGUAAAGUAAUAUUUUUGGUCAAUUUCACAUCCAAAGAAUUAAUAUUGUGUGUGGAACUAUUUUUUUUGUGUGUGAAACCUAUUUUUUGGUCACAAUUUCACUAACUGGAAUUUUAAGAUCAAGCAAGGUGAGUUAAUUUGUAGCUUAAUCCUGCUUCUCUAACGUCAAAAAAAAUCCCCUUAGUAUUUAAUUAGAAGAGGGAAUAUGAACCAAUUUGAUAGUUAUUUUUAUUUAUUCAGAUUAACUUAAAUUUUUUGCUCAUAAUUUCACUAACUUGAAAUGUAAAAACCAAGUAAGAGGAUUUUUUUGGUUCAUCUUGCUUCUCUUAAGAUCAGUAUUUGCCUGUUGCAUUUAUAUAAACAAUUAGUGCAAGGAAUAUGAAACAAUUUGUCGCAUUGUAUUUUAUCUCUUUGUCUUAUGUAACAAAGUAAUGAUUAUCGUGCCACGAGAACCUGUGUAUAUUGUAAAGGAAAACGCAACGCUCUUUUUUUAUUAAGGGGAUAACUUAUGCAUUUAACAAUCUCCUCAUGAAUGUAUUUGUUAUGUGUCACACUCGCUAGCUCUCCUGUCUCUUUCUUUCUUAUUAUUUUCAUCGGUAGGUUUUUAGUUUUUAUUCAUUUCCGUCAUUCGUGUUCCCGAGGGAGAUAACGAACACCAUUGGCAAAACGUUCAAAUGUGGAUCCAUUAGAGACAAACGUUCAAAUGUGGAUCCAUUAAGAGACAAACGUUCAAAUGUGGAUCCAUUAAGAGACAAACGUUCAAAUGUGGAUCCAUUAAGAGACAAACGUUCAAAUGUGGAUCCAUUAAGAGAAAAACAGUUUAAGUCACGGUUUGCCGCCGCGAGUACGUAAGAGGAUAACGAUGACGCGAAAGCUUUUUAUUACGAAUUUGGUGGCUUUGCAAUGUAAAAAAAAAAUCAUUCUUGUAUUUAGUAUUGUUGGCUUCGGUGAUUGAAAAAUAUGACGCGUUAUUAAUAAGUCUGGGAACAGCGAUUAACGGGCCUUUUUUUUACACUUUUUUUUUUUUUUGUUGCCCUUGAGCUGUUUCUUUAGCUGUAAAAAAAAAAGUCAUAGAUUGCUGCAGCUACUGAAUGAUAUAAUAGGAAGAAAAAAAACAAUUCGCUCUCGCCACUAAACGAAUGAAGUUGACCACCUAAAUGUUAUGGAUCAAGAAGUCAUUGAACAUUAAGUAAUUUUAAAAAGGAGAAAAUUCAGAUUGUUUUGUAAAGAGACUGAUGUUUGUAAUGCUGUAAUUGAGUGAACUUAAUAUCCAGACUUGCAGCAUUAAAUAAAAAAAAGAACGUUGAUAUUUGAAGAGAAAGAUACAAAUACUUCACUUAUAAUAGUAAUCCAAAAACUACGAUGAUAAAAUUAAUACCAAUUCCUUAAAAAAAAUAAUAUGCUUUAAUACGAGUAAAGAAAAUACAACCUCGAUAAGAAUGAAAAAAAAUACCUCGAAAGAAAAAUUAAAACACGAAAUUGAUAAUCCAAAAAUCCAAAAAAUACAGAUCGAAAAAAAAGUCACUUACAAAUAAAGAAAUCACCAAGAAAAACUAAAAAAAAAAAACAUACUCCAAUAAAGAAAUCAACAAGAAACGCUAAAAAAAACAUGUACUCCAAAGACCGACAGAGCCACAAUCAUCCUCACUCCACUAAGUUAACUCUCCCACCUGUCUCCGGAAGGUCUCUAUAAAUAGUCAUAAACAUUAACUAGCUUAGGUAAGGAACUACAACAAGAUAGGUGUCCCAUUCUCUACGAUAGGCUUCAAUUCCUUAACCUUCUCCUCCGCUUCUCCGGCAGCCAGCCAGCUACUGCUCUACCAUAUAAGGUUUUUUGUACCAUAACUUGAAGGGAAGAAGAAUAAAUGUACUUUUAUC